CCGGAGGGAGACAGGAGGGCACAGGACAGCAUGUUUACAGCUACUUACUGUCUUAUUAGCUGUUGUGAACGAGCCUCACGCUGUAUUUGAUUUAAUCGGACACACUUAACUCGUCUGAAGGACGUCGACGAGAAUGUUUCUGUGCCGCACAGGGAGGCUGUCUGCAGCGGCUCUGGAUCACGCUUUCAAGUCGCCGGGCUCGUUUCUAGUGCAAGUCAAAGCAAACAGACUGAGGGACGUCACUCUGACAUUACGCAAAGGCCACAAGUCUCUGUGGUGCCGGUCUCUCUGUGUCGAUUCAACACUUGCGCACCUGGGGAAACAACAAGCGGACCCGCAUCCUGUCCAGAACUGGGAGUCGUCGUCUGGUUUUGUAUUCACGGACUGGGGACACUGGGACCGGGUGGCUACAAUAGCGACGAAUCUCUCCAAAAGCGUGCCGAGUGAGAGCAGUAAUUUAGAUAUCAUCAAGACGCUGUUCGUGCAUGAAAAAAAGCGCUACAGCAGUAGGGGGGAGGCGGGGGGUAAUGUUUUGUUUACAGGUAACUGGGGGGUUUCCAGUCGACGCUGCUCAACCAGGACCAUGCACACCAGAGCUUCAUCCACAGCUGCAGCCGCGAAGAAGAGCGACGCCGGCGAGGAGCAGACCACUGGCAGCAACAAAGGGGAUGAGCUGAAUUUAAAGGACGCUUCUACUACCUCCUCAUCUACUGAAAAGGCCCCAGGGGAAGCCGAGCCAGAGGGAGGGAAACCCAGCAAGACCCAGCAGCUAAAGAAAGUCUUCAAGGAGUAUGGAGCAGUGGGAGUUUCCUUUCACAUCUGCAUCUCCCUCAUGUCUCUUGGAAUGUUCUACCUCCUUAUAUCCAGUGGGAUCGAUAUGGCGGCCGUGCUCUGCAAAGUGGGCUUCAGCGAGGCAGUUGUUCGCUCUAAAAUGGCAGCAGGGACCAGCACGUUCGUCCUGGCCUACGCCAUCCACAAGCUCUUCGCUCCGCUACGCAUCAGCAUCACUCUGGUGUCCGUGCCUCUCAUCGUGCGCUACUUCAGAAAGACUGGUCUCUUUAAACCACCCACACCUGCACCCUGAUGACCCUCCUUUGCUCCUCUGCUGCCUCAUUAAGCAACAAACAUCCAGACUGUUAAUGGUCAUAAUUAAAAUGCCUGUAUAUAUUAUUAUGCCUUCUGUAUAUAUAAUUUGCCUUCAGCUACAAACGCCUCAUCUUUUCACAUUUGCAUUUGUGAAUGCAGGUUAAAUGUUUCCUACAUUAGUUCCUGUUGUGACAGAAUAAGAAGUGUUAAAGUGUUUCUGUAUGAUUUUUAAAAAAAGGAAUAAGUGUAACGGCCCGCCAAACACCAGUGUAUUUGGAGUUGGGUCUUAAUGUACAUUUCAAAAAAGCAGAGACAAAAAAAGCAGAAAAGCUCAUAUAUUUAUAAACAAUCAGAAGUAUGGUCAGGGAUUUUAAGUUUCAGUCCUAAGCUCUUUCAGUAGGCAGGUUUUUCUCUUGGUGCUGUGAAGGUUCCCCACAGGGACAAGUGGAAAAAGCUGAUCUCUCCUCCACUGUUCCCUGAUAGCUGACUAGGCCAUGUUCUGGUGUUAAUGUGAAUCAGCAGAAUAAUUCAGGUUCUCUCUGUCUCCUACCUCUCUCUAUCCCUUUCUCUCUCCUUACUUAGCUCAGACCCUCUCUCUCCUCUCUCGUAUAC
Molecule: messenger RNA, 1698 nt
Organism: Seriola dumerili (greater amberjack)
Lineage: Eukaryota; Metazoa; Chordata; Actinopteri; Carangiformes; Carangidae
Gene: mims2
Product: family with sequence similarity 210 member B
Exons: 3
Coding region: 134-1084 (316 amino acids)
Cellular component (GO): mitochondrion
Source: RefSeq, a predicted model, not a curated record